AUGAUCGCGGUCCGCGCGAUCGGCGCCCCGAGCGCGAGCUCGACGCUCAGGUCCGCGACCAAGCAAGUCGACGCCCGCGGCGUCCCGGCCCUAGUUCCGCGCCACCGCCGGUCAGCGCGUUGCGCUGCGCUCCCAGGCACCGAGCAGCUCGCCGCGCAGGCCGACAGGCUCGUCGGCGCGGGGCUACUGAUGCUGGCGGACGUGCAGGCUGCAGCGCCAGCGGCCGGGGCGGCGGCGGAGGAGGUGAAGAAGGACAACGGCGCGUUCGGGUUCCUGGCGGACUUCUUGGAGGCGGCGCUGCGCGUGAUCGAGGGCGGUCUCGACAAGGUUGGCGUGCCGUACGCGUACGGGUUUUCCAUCAUCAUCCUUACAUGCCUCGUGAAGCUCGCCACGUGGCCGCUCACGCAGCAGCAGGUCGAGUCCACCCUCUCGAUGCAAGCCCUCCAGCCGCGCGUGAAGGACCUCCAGGAGCGCUACAAGGGCGACCAGGAGCAGCUCCAGAUGGAAACCGCCCGCCUCUACCGCGAGGCCGGCGUCAACCCGCUCGCCGGCUGCCUCCCGACCCUCGCGACGCUCCCAGUGUGGAUCGGGCUCUACCGCGGCCUCUCCAACGCCGCGGAGGAGGGCCUCCUGAAGGAGGGCUUCUUCUUUAUUCCCUCGCUCGGCGGACCGACGUCCAUCGAGAUGCGCGACGGCGGGUCCGGGCUGUCGUGGCUCUUCCCGUUCGUUGACGGGCAGCCGCCGGUCGGCUGGCACGACGCCGGGGCCUACCUCAUCCUGCCGAUCCUGCUCGUGGUGUCGCAAGUGGUGUCGAUGCGCAUGAUGCAGCCGGCGACGCAGAGCGACGACCCCGCGGCGCAGCAGACGCAGGCGAUCCUGAAGUUCCUGCCGUUCAUGCUCGGGUGGUUCUCGCUCAACGUCCCCUCGGGCCUGACGCUGUACUGGUUUACAAACAACAUCCUGACCACGGCGCAGCAGCAGUUCCUGCGCGCGACGCUCGGGGACAAGAUCGAGGCGCAGAUCCCGCAGCCCGUGCUCGGGUCGACGACCAUCGUCAAGGACCGCGCCGAGGAGGAGGAGGCCAAAGCAAAGAAGCCGACUGGCGCGGAGAUGGGCGCGCGCAAGAAGAAGAAGACCGCGGCGGACUCGGACGACGACGCGGGCGGCUCCGCGGCGCCGCGGCGUAAGAAGGACAAGCGCGGCGAGAAGUUCAGGGCGCUGAAGGCGAAGGAGGCGGCGCAGAAGGCGGCGACCGUGGCGUCGACGACGUCCUCGGAGGGCAGCACGAAGGAGGAGUCCAGCUGA
Pedinophyceae sp. YPF-701 is the source of this 1305-nucleotide messenger RNA. NCBI's taxonomy places the organism in Eukaryota, Viridiplantae, Chlorophyta, Pedinophyceae. The record is from the annotation of a GenBank genome assembly.